AGUCUGAUUUUCUAGUUUCUACAACCAAACAGCCCAUUCACAUUUUUCAUACAGCUCUAAUCAGAUGAUCGAGAUCAGAAAGUGUUGAAGAUCCUUCUUUUUUACCCUGCGCUAUAAACCCGCCUCCACGUUAUACUCCUGACGGGAUAUUUUUUGUAAUAUUCUCAUCCUAAUCUGUCUCCUGCAUCCAUCUCCCCCCAUGAAUGGUCCAUCCCUGGACGACGCGGGCGAUACGGAAAUGAGCGGGGCCACGGGUGCUGCGGCGGCCGCGGCGGCGGCGGCGCUGGCCGCCAACAACAACAGCACCAACACCCGAAACUUCCAUCGUCUGCACAAGUUCAUCUACCGCUACAGUCGGCUGGGCCGGGUCGAUCUCAUCAAAGCCCGUAUUGCCCAGCAGGAUCUCACGCCGGAGGAGAUCCACGAGUGUGUAUCGCUGAAUCCCCACGGUGAAUCCUGUCUGGUGUCGGCCGCCCGGCAGGGACAUCUUGAUGUGGUCAAGUUCCUGGUGGAGGAGGCCCGUGUCAAUGUCGAGCAACGCGGGACGGUGCAGUUUGAAGGCGACAAGGUGGAGGGUGCGUCAGCGCUGUGGUCAGCGGCGGCGGCGGGCUUCUUCGAGGUGGUCCGCUACCUCGUGAUGGACUGCCAGGCCAACGUCAACGGCGUCACCUCCACCAACUCCACCCCCCUACGCGCGGCCUGCUACGACGGCCGGAUGCAGAUUGUCCGCUUCCUGGUGGAGCAGGGCGCCGAUCUGGAGAUCGCCAACCGGCACGGCCACACGUCCCUCAUGAUCGCCUGCUACCGCGGCCACAUCCAGAUUGUCAAGUAUCUCCUGGAGAAGGGCGCCACCGUCAACCGGAAGAGCAUUAAAGGCAACACCGCGCUGCACGACUGCGCCGAGUCGGGUCACGUGGACAUUAUGCAGCUGCUGAUGCUGCACGGCGCCCACAUGGAGAAGGACGCGUACGGCAUGACGCCGCUAGUCUCCGCCGCCGUGGUCGGCCACCGCAACGUGGUGGAGUUUCUCAUCUCCGGCCGCACGGCCACCAGUCUGGAGGAGCGCGUCAACGCCCUGGAACUCCUGGGCGCCACCUACAUUGACCGCAAACACAACCUGAUCGAGGGUCUGCGGCUGUGGGAGCGCGCCAUGGGGCUGCGGUACCCGGCCACGGAGAGCGGCGGCGCCGGUCUGCCCAAGGUGGUCAAGGUGUCGCCGGUGGCCGCCAUGCUGAACACGAAGGAGUUCUCUACGUUGGCCGAGGUGCGCCUGAUGAGUGAGGACCCUAAUGAGGUACGCGUGCAGGCGCUGCUGGUGCGCGAGAGGAUUCUGGGCGCGGCGCAUCCGGAGACGAGCUAUCUGCUGCGGUAUCGAGGCGCUGUUUUCGCGGAUCAAGGCGACUUCCGGCGCUGUCUACAGCUGUGGUCGUACGCCCUGGAAGUGCAGCUGCAGAACCUGGAGCCGCUGAACCCCAUGACGGUCUCAUCCUUCGUCUCCUUUGCCGAGCUCUUCUCCUUCAAGGAGACCCAGCAGACCCUCCAGGGCGUGCAGAACAUCACAUGGGCCGACUUCAAGAUGGUCUUGGACAAGAUCUUCAUCGAGAUUAUGCGCGGCCACAGCUUACUAAGCGCCGAUGGUGCUGCCGCCGCCCACAGCCGCGACCUCAACUCCUUCGACCGCAUCCUGGUGGUGUGUCUGCAUCUCGUGUCGCUGUUCGUCCGGAUGCGCAGCAGUGUGGAGCCGGAGCUGGUGCGCGACAUCACCACCAAGGUGUACUACCUGAUGAAGAUUAAUCCGCGCGGGAAAAGCCAGCGGACACUGCUGCAUCUGGCCUGCGCGAAAGAAUCCACCAAUCUCGGUCCGUACCGGGCGUUCAGCUUCCCGUGUAAGGAGACGAUUGGGUUUCUGGUGGAGAUGGGCGCGGAUAUGAACGCGCAGGACGCCGAAGGGAAUACGCCGCUGUGCACCACCGUGCAGCAGUAUCCGGUGAGUAAUGAGCUGGUGGCGCUCAUGCUGGCCAACGGGGCGCAUAUGGAUAUUGCCAAUAAGGACCGGUUGUCGGCGCUCAAGUUUCUCAAGAAGAAUCCGAUGGUGUACAGCGCCGAGUACUUUCCGCAGCUGCGCUGUCUGGCUGCGCAGGCCGUACGGGGAUGCGGCCGGAAGUACGAGGGGGUGGUGGGGGAGCGCCUCCGGAAGUUCAUCGAUUUACACUGAUAUUCGCGAAUUCUGGUGUGGGAUGUUUCUCUGUGGAGGGAGAUUUUUAUUUUCGCCGGAUUUAUCUUUGAUACAUUGGUGGCACGGGACGGAUUUCGGAGGAUGGGGAUUCUCCGUGGGGCCGGGGGAUUUUUGUUUUUGAUUUGUUUUGCGGGCGGGGACGGUGAAGAUUUAAUUUUUUUUCUCUCUCGUGUUACUGGUUGUUGGAUGUAUUCUCUAUGCUGUAAGAGAUUUUAUUGGUAACAGAUGUGUAUAGAAACGCUGAUAUUUUCAUUGUAUAUGUGUGAGUGUAUUUAUUGUGGUGUGUGUGUGGUGGAAUUUCUAAACCCGAUAAUUAACUGCUUUCUUCUCCGACGCUGUUGUAUAUUAAUUUUUUCCUCUACCGGCGGCUGAGUAGUCAUUGUAGAGUUUUCUGUAUGGGAAAUUGGGAAUCUGGCGGAAGUUGUCUGAGUAAAUUUCUUGAACUGCAA
Messenger RNA from Paramacrobiotus metropolitanus, 2685 nucleotides. RefSeq names its product protein fem-1 homolog A-like. Lineage: Eukaryota; Metazoa; Tardigrada; Eutardigrada; Parachela; Macrobiotidae. Gene Ontology annotation, molecular function: protein binding. The record is from RefSeq and is a predicted model, not a curated record. The transcript has 4 exons. The coding region runs from base 200 to 2215 and encodes 671 amino acids.